AUGGCGUAUAACAUAGAAAGUGUUACAUACAUGUUCCAAUAUAUCAUCCAUGAUCUUGGAUACAUAAGCAUAGUGAUCAUUGGCCAGUACCAGUCUAAGAAUGCAUUGACGUUGAUAGAGCGUAUUGACAAAGUGGACGAAAUUUUCAAGGAACUAGGAAUUGAAAUCGAGUAUCGCAGUUUGUUUCGUCACAUGAUGAUCGUCGGAUCAUUCUGGUUAUUAAAUGCGGUCAUAAUAUUUGCACUUUUCACAAAGAUGUUAAUACAUCACUCCGCACUGUAUACCACAACAUUACUUAUAUUUAUUUACUGCUACAUUACGAACGCCCAAUCAAUCAUUUUAUACGACUACAACACUGCCGUAUAUUGGCUAGGAUCGCGAUUUAAAAAUAUAAACCAGCUCAUGAAAACGUCUAUCUUGAAGAAUUCUCAAGUAGAAACAGAGGAUUCCGAUACGGAAACCAUAUUCGAACCGAGUCAUAAUUUUCGAAACAGAUUUGAAUCGGACAAUUGGUUGCCCGAACGAACUGUAAAAGUUUUACAAGUAAAUUCCACUAACAACACUCGGAAGUUAAAACAAAGGUCACUGUCCGACGAUAAAAUUCGUUUGCUUCAACAAAUCAGAUUCGUGCAUCUGCAAGUGUGCAACGUAUCGAAGAUGGUGAACCAAAUAUUCAACGCCCAAAUAUUAAUAUACACAACCGUGAUACUGCUAAAUUGUAGUAUAUCCGUCUACUUCUUGUACAUGCAAUUCUCCAGACCACUUAAUCGCAUACAUUCAAUAGAAUUACUAAUCAUGUACGAGUUGAGCUGCGUGUUUGCUGCACUGAAAAUCCCUCUAAUGAGCUACGAUUGCGAAAAUACAAUGAGACAGGCUAACAAAACGAUAGGACUCCUCCACGCAUGUCCUGUGGACGAGGGAAACGCAGAAUUAAUAGAUGAGAUCCUCCAAUUUUCAUGGCAAAUAUCGUACACGCAACUUGAAAAAACAAAAUCGGUUCAUUAUAUAUUAAAUUAUGGAUCCGUUCGUUACUGUCUCAACUUCGUAAUAUCUUACUUGGUGAUGAUGAUACAAUGGAGCCAGUACUUGAUAAAGAACGAUCCAAUGAUAAUCACAAACAAAACUACCACCUUCCAAACGUUACAAGAGAACACGAGCAUAGUAGUAUAA
This is a messenger RNA of Bombus pyrosoma, 1170 nucleotides long. RefSeq lists its product as uncharacterized. The record is from RefSeq and is a predicted model, not a curated record. NCBI's taxonomy places the organism in Eukaryota, Metazoa, Arthropoda, Insecta, Hymenoptera, Apidae. The transcript has 7 exons. Gene Ontology annotation, cellular component: membrane. Bases 1 to 1170 code for a protein of 389 amino acids. Gene Ontology annotation, biological process: sensory perception of taste.